Rhizoctonia solani is the source of this 1071-nucleotide messenger RNA. RefSeq lists its product as uncharacterized. NCBI's taxonomy places the organism in Eukaryota, Fungi, Basidiomycota, Agaricomycetes, Cantharellales, Ceratobasidiaceae. The record is from RefSeq and is a predicted model, not a curated record. The transcript has 3 exons. Bases 1 to 1071 code for a protein of 356 amino acids.
AUGGGCAAGGUCUUCUCUCAUAAAUACUACAAGGUCAAUGGGACCAUUUGGGCUUGGAGCGAUCCUGCGAACGCCCUGCUUGUCAGUUUAUUCAACUCGAAUAUAAUGGAGACAAUCGAGUUUGCUAUUUCUUCCAACCCCUUUCAAGCUCCCCAUGUUGUUGUUACUCAUAGUCCAGGCGAGGAGCCCAAGUACCUCGACACCCAUGGGAACCCGGACCAGUUGACGGACGCACUUCGGCCAUUGUUCCAAACUCUGGGGCUGUACACCUCGUCAAUCAUUUACUGGUCCAACAGGCAUGGACCAACUUUUACUCCCGCCUCGUAUGGCCAUGUGCUACGAACGCGACGAUUAUGCGGGACCUGUGCGCCGCAGCUAAUCAAUCGACAAAAUAUUUUCCACCGAGUCUCUAUUCAGUUCCACGAGGGUCUUAGGAGAGCUCGAGUCCGGCGACAGCAGCGUUCCAGAUCGCACAUUACUAUUUCCAAUGCUCAUUCCGAAGAGACCGACGUCGAGCCUCCGAUCCGAAUCAAAGCUGUUACUCGCGGAUUUAGCGAUACUGAUGCGGCCGCAAGUCUUUUUGGCUCGUGGGAUUAUGUUCCAACCGCAAGCAGACGAUCUCGCGCUAAUGGCCGAGUCGGCGAUUAUAUCCGAGAGAGCGACGAUGAAGAAGACGACGAUGAUGAUGGAUCUAUAUCAACGUCGCCUCAUAGCCCCACGAUUGGGAGUGAUACAUAUGAAGUCCUUCGUCGACUUGGUAUGGUUCAUUGCGCGGCCGAAUGUGAUGGGGAGAGCGAGGCUAGCGCAGAAGAUUGUGACGACAUCGAGAGCGAAAGCGAAGACGAGUAUAUCGGCGAUAUGACAAUCCCUAUUAUCCCUCAUUUCCCAACCAUUCAUAGACAGUCUCCGAAUUCAACCUCUGAUUCCCUAUCCAGUUCAGAAUCGAUUGAUCUUGCUUCGCUCGUUCAUACCGAAGCAGACGAACAAAGCUCGGUUUCUAGCUAUCUCGUCGACGAAGACUCGUUUGAAUCCGGGUCUGAGACUCCUGACACGGAUGAGGGUGACUGUUAA